This is a messenger RNA of Tachyglossus aculeatus (Australian echidna), 2729 nucleotides long. RefSeq names its product isopentenyl phosphate kinase-like. The coding region runs from base 41 to 808 and encodes 255 amino acids. The transcript is spliced from 6 exons. The record is from RefSeq and is a predicted model, not a curated record. Gene Ontology annotation, cellular component: cytosol. Lineage: Eukaryota; Metazoa; Chordata; Mammalia; Monotremata; Tachyglossidae. Gene Ontology annotation, molecular function: kinase activity.
CAGCGCUGUGACCCACAAGAGGCAGCUGGAGACCCCCAGGAUGGACGCCCUGGCCAGAGCGGCUGCCCUGCUCAGGCAGCUGUGCCAGGCCCGGGGAGCCCGCUGCAUUGUGGUGCACGGAGCUGGCUCCUUCGGACAUUUCCAAGCCAAAGCUCAUGGUGUGGAUGCUGGAUUCGUGGGGGACACAGCCGGGACUGAGAGCCUGAGGAAGGGGCUCUGUCUGACCCGCCUCUCUGUGACCAAGCUCAAUCAUCUGGUGACAGAGGAGCUGGUGAAGGGAGGGGUCCCAGCUGUGGGAAUGUCGCCCUUUGGAAGCUGGAUGACAGCAGGGAGGACAGUGAGCCGGGCGAACAUCACUGCACUCCGGGACUGCCUGAGGGCUGGCUACAUCCCCGUCCUGCAUGGCGACUGUGUCCUGGACUCAGAGCAGCACUGCACCAUCCUGUCUGGGGACACGGUCAUUGAGGUUCUGUGCCAGGAAUUCACCCCACAGAGGGUGGUUUUCCUUACUGACGUGGAUGGGAUCUAUGACCGCCCGCCGGACAUCCCAGGAGCCAAGCUGCUGGACUCCAUUGACAUCCAGCCCGACGGGAGCCUAGCAUGUGCCAUCCAGUCGAACUCCCUGCCCCAUGACACCACAGGUGGCAUCGCGAGGAAACUGGGGGCAGCAGCUGCCAUCAUCACCCAGAGCCGGGGGGCCACGACCGUGUUCAUCUGCCGGCUGGAAGGGCCGGGGGCUGAGGGGGCCUGCCUGCGGGGGCUCAUAGGGCUGGCUGAGGGUACCCAGCUCUCCCUGGCUGCUCCCUGAAUGAAAACAGCCUGGCAGGAUGGGAUGGGCUGAGUUUGGGGGCAGCUGGCAACACGCAGGGGGACCCCGGAGGACCCAGGCCAGGCCCCGAGAAGACACUGUUGGAUGGCUUGGCCUCAUUUGGGGUCAUCCACUUCAGUUGUUUUACCCCCUCAGCUUCAUAUGGAAGCAUUGAUUCCCUGGGGAAUACCAGUUCCUGAUGGCUAAGAACCGGGGAGCUGGUACUGGGAGCUUGGCGGGGAUUCUCGGGGCUAGGGGUCCAUCCAGAGUCACGUGCUCAGUGUCAGCUCUGUCCAUACAUGAGGACUCUACAGGUACUGGACAUUUGGAGAAUGGGGUGAAGGGAAGUUGGAGCAAGCAGAAGUCAGGGGGCCCAGAACAAAGGGGCAUAGACAUUGCCAUGCUUUUGGGAGGCAGGUCAGUGGUCACAUGAGACUUCUCUGUAGGCAUCACCUCAGUGGGCCAGCUCACUGGCCUAGGCCAAUAACUCACUUUGGGUCCUCCACCUUGUCCUGUUUGACCCUAUAUAGAUAGCAAGGAGGAGAGUUGCUCUGCUCCUACCUUUCUGGGGGAGGUACCCCCUAAUCUGUCUGUCUAACUGCAACCCAGCUCCUCUCAUCUCCUCCCACCUGCAAGACAUCUCUCUCCGAAUCUCCUGCCAGCACCCCAAGCUCAGUACAUCCAAAAUGGAACACCUCCUCAUUCUUCCUAAAUCCUCUCCUCUGCCUAACUUGCUCAUCACAGUUGACAAUGCACCAGCCUGCCUGUCUCUGAAGCCUGAGACCUAGACAGUAUUCUUGUUUCCAGCUCUUUUUCAAUGAUCACAUCCGGUCUGUUGCUAAAUCCUGGUGGUUUUUCCUCACUAAAUUUCCUGUAUCUGCCCUUUCCCCUGCUUCCCAGUGACUACCACUAUGAUCCAAGUGUUGUUCAUAUCCUUAUUUGACUACUGAAUCAGCCUCCUCACUGGUCUCCCUGCCUCUCCCCUCUCCCCUCUCCUGUCUGCUGCUCAGAUCAUCUUUCUAAAACCUUUUCCAUAUCCAUCUCUCCACUCUUUAUAAAUUCCUAGUGUUUACCCAUUCAUCUUCAUAUUAAAUAGAAGUUCCUUGCUUUUGACUUCGAAGCACUCCCUCAGCUCCCUCCCUUUUACCUAUCUACUCUCUUCUCGCACUACACUCCAGCUCACACUCUCUGUUCCAUCCAAGCUCACCUUUUCACUGUUCCUUGUUCUCUAUUCUCCCUCCUCUAGCACCUGAUUGCCUCCCUCCCUCCUGCCAGGAACUCUUUCCCUUCAGAUUGGGCAGAUGCAUAGCCCUCCCCAUUCAAAGCUCAUCUGAAAUCCUUUUCCAGGAGAUUUUCCCCAGUUAAUAUUUCUUUUCAACACUUUCAGAUGACCUCAGCCCUCACUUCUUCCCAUUGCAGUUUUGGAUGUUGCCAUUUUACAUACUCUGUUAUUUGAGUACUUCUUCCUCGUAUUUGUCAAUUUCUUUAUGUCUGUCUUCCCUCCUAGACUGUAAGCCCUAUAAGGGUAGGGAAUGGGCCUCCUAUUUUCCUCUCCCAAGCACUUAAUACAAUACACAAUAAGCACUCAGAAAAUAUCAUUGAUUAGCAAUGCCUCAAGACCACCAUUUAGGGUAAAACCAAUGUUUCUCAAACUGGGAGGGGAGGGAGAGUCAGGAGUGCUUAAUAAAUGACAAAUGAUGGGAAGGAGCCAAACCUAAAUGAUGGGGUAAGGGCUGGGUUGAAUGUCAAAGUGCUUGGUGGGUACAGACCCAAAACCCAAGUGAAAAAGGAUUCUAUUUUAAUAGUACACCCUUCCCCUCAACAGCAAACUGCCUUUUAUGUACCUGAACUAGUUGUGGGGGCCUGGGAAUAGGUUUGCAUAAAAAGUGCAUUAAAAUAUGCUUUUAAUUUGCAUAAAUAA